AUGGCUGCUCCUCGUGCGUGGGCGGUCGUUGCAGGUGUUGGGCCUGGCACCGGCGCCUCGGUGGCCCGCAAGUUUGCCCAAUCCUACUCCGUAGCACUCCUUGCACGCAAGGCCGAGAACUACGAGCCGGUGGUCAAUGAGAUCAACAACGGCGGCGGCCAGGCCAUUGGCAUCAGUACCGACGUUGCGGACGAGAACAGCGUCAAGAAUGCUUUCAAGGUGCUGCAAGAGCAUCUGGGUCAAGGCAAACUGGCCGCUGCCAUCUUCAACGUCGGCGGCAAGUUCGUCAGGAAGGGCUUCAUGGAGUUGAGUCUGGAAGAUUUCGAAUCGGGCUGGGAGGCCAAUGGUCGUGGCGCAUUCCUCUUCUCCCAGGCCGCCCUGCCGCUCUUGCAAGAUGCCGUAGCGGCCUCGAACCACCCGCCUACAUUGAUCUUCACUUCCGCCACGGCCGCCAUGAAGGGCAGCGCUCGCUGCGCUGCCUUUGCAACUGGCAAGUUUGCCAUGCGAGCUUUGGCGCAAUCUUUGGCGAGAGAAUUCGGACCGGCGGGCAUUCACGUCAACCAUGCUAUCAUUGAUGGCGUGAUUGAUAUCGAAAGGACUAAGCACUAUCAGUUCGACCAUGAGGAUGCAAAGAUCAAGCCCGAAGCUAUUGCGGAUACAUAUUGGUGGAUUCACACUCAGCCGAGGACGUGCUUCACAAACGAGAUCGAUAUUCGGCCAUAUGUCGAGAAAUGGUGA
Molecule: messenger RNA, 738 nt
Organism: Cyphellophora europaea CBS 101466
Lineage: Eukaryota; Fungi; Ascomycota; Eurotiomycetes; Chaetothyriales; Cyphellophoraceae
Exons: 5
Coding region: 1-738 (245 amino acids)
Source: RefSeq, a predicted model, not a curated record